Closterium sp. NIES-65 is the source of this 795-nucleotide messenger RNA. The record is from the annotation of a GenBank genome assembly. NCBI's taxonomy places the organism in Eukaryota, Viridiplantae, Streptophyta, Zygnematophyceae, Desmidiales, Closteriaceae.
AUGUCUCAGGUAGACCCACUCCCCUUGGCUGAGCCUGUAGAGGUCACUAGCGACUCAGGUGCUGCUGCGGGUGGUGCUGCUCGGGGUGUUGCGUUUGGGGGUGAUGAGCCUGUGCGUGAGGUGCUGGGGGUUGCUGAGCCUGGGGGUGCUGAGCCUGCGAGUGCGGAGCCUGGGGGUGCUGAGUUGGAGGGUGCCAGGUCUGGGAGUGCUGAGUCUGUUGGCGUUCCUCCGGGUCUCUUUUCACGACGGGGGCCUCUCUCACCACAGCAGCUACAAGAGUGGCUUGCGUGGCGUGCUCGCAUGAGGAGUCGUGCUGCUGGAGCUGGAGAUCCUGCUGCUGGAGCUACUGCUGCUCGAGGUUCUGCGGCUGGAGUUGCUGGAGCUGCUCGUCGUGGAGGCGCUGGGGGUGCUGGUGUUUCUGGGUCUAGAGGUGCUCGUACUGGAGGUACUGGAGCGGCCUGGACUGGUGGUACUGCUGGUGCUAGAGGAGUUGGUACUGUUGGCGCUGAGGGUCCUGGAGUUGCUCGUACCGGAGGGUUGCUGAGUCUACUGGAGGUCCUCCUGGGGCUGUGUCGCAACAGUCACCUCUCUCGCCGCAGAAGCUGCGCGAGUGGCUUGCUUCGCGUACCCCCCCUCGGAGUCGCGCUGCUGGAGCUGGAGGCACUGAUGCUGGAGGUGCCGGACAUGGAGGCACUAGAGAUGGAGGCGCUGGAUCUGGAGACCCUGGAGCUGGAGGUGCCGGUUCUAGGGGUGCUGCUGCUGGAGGCACUGGAGCUGGGGGGGCCCUGGGGCUGA